AAACUAUAAAAUUUAGCCUCCGAAGAUAGGGCUGGGGUGAGCGUAGUUGAGGUUUUGCUUUUGCCACUUCGAAACCAAAUUUUCUUCGUUCGUCCUUCUGUGAUCUCUUCUUCCACCAUGAGCAGGUCAGGGCAACCACCGGAUUUGAAGAAGUACAUGGAUAAGAAGCUUCAGAUCAAGCUGAACGCAAAUCGCAUGGUUGUUGGUACUCUCCGUGGCUUUGACCAGUUUAUGAAUUUAGUUGUUGACAACACUGUGGAAGUGAAUGGCAAUGAGAAAAAUGACAUAGGGAUGGUGGUAAUUAGAGGAAAUAGUGUGGUCACUGUUGAGGCGCUUGAACCCGUGAAUAGGACUUGAUUUCUGUUUGUUGUAAACAUUUAUAUGAGUAUUUCCUGGUUUUAACGGUUGUGUAUUUGAACAAUGUAGCUAUGGAGAGUCACAUGUAAUUGUGGAUCUUAAGAAGAGGGUCAUGUUGGCCACUCAUUUGGGUUCUUCGGGCUAAAUUGUUCGGGAAGGAUACCUAUAGUGUUUUAGUGUGAUGGCUGUGACUAGACUCAAUCGAAAUGUUUACGUAUAUCCCUUUUAGCCGAUUUUUUUCUCUUUUUAUAUUGC
This is a messenger RNA of Glycine soja, 612 nucleotides long. RefSeq names its product probable small nuclear ribonucleoprotein G. NCBI's taxonomy places the organism in Eukaryota, Viridiplantae, Streptophyta, Magnoliopsida, Fabales, Fabaceae. Gene Ontology annotation, molecular function: RNA binding. Gene Ontology annotation, cellular component: U1 snRNP; catalytic step 2 spliceosome; spliceosomal tri-snRNP complex. The coding region runs from base 118 to 357 and encodes 79 amino acids. Gene Ontology annotation, biological process: mRNA splicing, via spliceosome; spliceosomal snRNP assembly. The record is from RefSeq and is a predicted model, not a curated record. The transcript is spliced from 4 exons.